UAGAACGUUUCUUUGUCAAACUGAGACUCUGCUACCAAAGUUUGAUGCAUUUACACUCCAGUGCCUCUGAUGAUGUAAGUUCUGGAUCACCUAGGCUGGAACAAAUUGUGGGCAUCUUCAAAGGACUUCCAGGUUCAUCCUGCUUCUCACCUUGGCUUCCUCAACUUCAUGUUCUGCGGCCAUGGCGAUGCUGAGGUUCCUGCUCCUCUUGACUGGUUUGGUGCUGCUGAGUGGUGAUUGCAGGGCACAAUUCUACGGCCGAGAAUUCAUCACUUCUGUCAUGCAAAAUUUUAUUUCAAAAACUCCCAUUACGACAAGCAUUCAGUUGUUCAUCACAGGUUACCAUGAUUCCACCAGAGUCCAAGUGAAAAUGAACAAAUCUCCAUUCCAGAAAAGUUACUCACUCACAAAGGGGGAGAUGUUGCCUGUGGAGAUCCCAGAAUCUGCAGAAGUGAUAGGCACCAACACAUCUGAUCACUCCAUUCUGAUUCAAGCAGAAAAUGACAUUUCUGUUGUUUUAGUAUACAGGAAGUCAGCUACUAUGGACAUCAUGACAGUGUACCCAGUCCCAGAGCUUGGCACAGAAUAUUACGUGGUAACCCCAUCUGGGAGACAAUCAACAAGUUACCUCAGAGAAUUUGCAGUCAUAGGCUGGAAAGUCCCUACAACCGUUGAUAUUCAUUUAAAAGCAGAUGUUACCUUCAACGGACAGUCACAUCGUGCAGGGAGCAUACUCCGUGUUUCCCUCCAGGCUCAACAGAUAAUCCAACUUCAAAGCUUAGGCGAUUUUUCUGGGACUAGGAUACAGUCAGAGAAUCCUGUGGCAGUCUUAAGUGGGCAUGCCUGUGUUUAUAAAAAUACCAACUGUGAUCAUGUUGUUGAACAGCUUCUGCCUGUCUCUGGUUGGGGCACUGCAUUCAUUGUCCCCCCUGUCUUCUUCCAAACCAAUGCAGACAUUGUAUAUGUGGCGGCCAGCCAAAAUACUCGCGUUGACUACCAACAUGGGACUGAAAAAAAAAUUCAGAACAUGGUGGCUGGGGAAGUCAUGCAGCUUGAUAUCAGUUACCCUCAGGCAUAUUACAUCUCUGCUGAUGCUGGAAUCCAGGUCCUUUUCUUCUUCACUGGGUUUAAGUCGAAAGAAAAGACUGUUGAUCCAUUUCUCAUCAACAUCCCUGCCCUGGCCAACUAUGGCAAGUCUUACCACAUCAAUGGGAUAAGAGACUUAGAGAACAGUGCCAUUCUCAUAGCGAAAAGGUCAAAAAGAGGAAGCAUUACUAAAGAUAAGCAGCCUAUCCAUGGCAUUCAAUGGGAAGACGUUCCUGGCACACUCUAUUCAUGGGGCACAUACAACUUGGAAGCAGGAAACCAGUCGCUAUCCCUGGAGCAUCCGGAAACUCCCUUUGGUGUCUUGGUUUUCGGUGGCGGAGAUUCUAAUGGCUACGGUUUCGCCCCACCAGCUCUUCCCUCAUUUGCACCCAAAUCAAGACCCCUCACCUGCAUAGGAACUGGGGAUCCACACUAUACCUCCUUUGAUGGAAGGAAAUUUGAUUUCAUGGGAACCUGCAUUUAUCAGAUGGCGGGCGUCUGCUCCAAAGACCCUGCCCUCACUCCGUUUUUGGUCACGGUGCAGAAUAACAACCGAGGCAGCAAGGCGGUAUCCUUUACCAAAGUGGUGACUCUGGAGGUCUACAAUAUGACCAUCAGCCUGAGCCAAGAAUAUCCACACAAGAUUCAGGUUAACGGUGUCUUUGUGGACUUGCCCUUCUCCUAUGAAAAUAAGUUGAAGGUCUACGCUAGUGGAGUCCAUGGCUUCAUCAAAACUGACUUUGAUUUGAGAGUCAGCUUCAACUGGAACAGCUAUGCCACAGUCAUUAUACCUAGAACUUAUGCCAAUGCUGUCUGUGGACUCUGUGGCAACGCCAAUCAGGAACCCAAAGAUGACUUCACCAUGAAGGAUGGAACUCAGGCAGCUGAUGAAAUCCAAUUUGCAGAUAGCUGGAAAGUGAAGGAUGUCCCAGGGUGCUCAGCAGGAUGUCACGAUAACUGCCAAGUGUGCAAGGAGACAGAGAAACAAACUUAUAAGAGCAACAAGUAUUGUGGGGUCCUCAUUCGAAACGAUGGUCCAUUCAGGCAGUGCCAUGAAGCCACUGAUCCAGUGUCCUUCUUUGAUGACUGUGUCUUUGACACCUGUCUGUACAAGGGUCACCAUGACACUCUCUGUAGCGCUAUCAGUGCCUAUGCAACAGCCUGCCAAGCUCAAGGCAUCCAGGUUGGGCAAUGGAGAUCAGCUUCCUUCUGCAGAGAAGCAAUAAGGUUAAACAUAAACUAUUCAACUCGAAAUAGUUUUUCAGGUCUCUCCCAGUUCCUGACUGUGUCUCAUCUAGAGAAAGAGAGAGCAGGCCUCAGGAACAGCCGGAUGGGGAGGAUCUGGGAGAAACUGGCGUAA
Molecule: messenger RNA, 2446 nt
Organism: Sphaerodactylus townsendi
Lineage: Eukaryota; Metazoa; Chordata; Lepidosauria; Squamata; Sphaerodactylidae
Product: IgGFc-binding protein-like
Exons: 6
Coding region: 182-2446 (754 amino acids)
Source: RefSeq, a predicted model, not a curated record